AUGGAGGGCAAACAUCAUCUAUCAUCAGAGUCUCCUAGUCCACACUCUGAUACUGCAGACAACUACGAAGCUGGUGCAGUCAAAGAGUCUCCAACCAACGGAGUCCCCACGAGCACCUCACCGCUCUCUCCUCUUCCCAACUCUAAUAUUCCUUUGUCCCCGCAUGGUCAGUAUCAUUCCAGUCGUGCCAGUCUAUACAGGGAUGCUCACUAUGGCCGUGAGCGCAAGGAUAGGCAUGAAAGGGAUGGUAGAGACUACAGCGAUGUUAGGGACCCUCGUCGUAAUGAGAGGUACAGAGACUCUAGGGACGAACGGGAUGGUUUUCAACAGGACUCGAUUCAACUGCAAAUGUCUUCUUCCAUGUCAAGCUCUUCAUCAGGCAGAGACUAUCACUAUAGAGAUAGUCGUCGAAACAGCAAGGACCGGGACAUUCAUCGGGACAGAGUGGGUAGAGAGCGAGAAGGUCAUCGAGACAGCGAGUGGGCUGGCCGUUCAUCUUCACCUCCAAGACCUCGUCGCUUUAUUCGGGAUGUACGGGAUCACAGAGAUUAUCCAAGAGAAUAUAGAGAAUAUCGAAGUUUGCACUACAACGAUUCCUUGGAUCCACGAGAUAUAUCAUAUCGUGAUCAGCAACGAGAGCAUGGACGUAGCAGAUAUCAUCGGGAUUGUGAGGUAUAUGACCAAUACACUGAUGUUCGUGGUAGCGCACAAUCUUCUCGUUAUCCUCUUUCAACACAACCCGAAACUUCUGCCCCGUCAUCACAUGAAUAUCUGGCAGCUUUAGACGGACCUUCAUAUGGCACAGCUAGUGCUCCUCCCCCACCACCAUCCCGAGAAAGAUGGGCGGGAUCGCAUCAACCCUCUAACCUAUCUCCAGGCAUUGGCUCUGUACAAAAUCAGCCCUCUCAUCACUAUUUGCAACGAAGCUACCGGCCUGGGCGAGAUUCGAGAGAGGCUUGUGAUUCAAGGGGUGGGUAUCCACCACGAGAUGCACCUCCAUCCUAUCGUGAUCAACCCCAUUUAUCUCGUGGUGAUCAUCCUGAAUAUCACAGAGAAUAUCGAGACUAUCGCCGUCGAGAUGCUCCUAUGGAUUCAUGGGAUAUGCAUGACAGCCAUGGUCCACGUGGAAGUAUGAGAGAAAGCAUACGGACUUAUCCGCGCCGAAAUGAGCGAGAACUAUACACAUCAAGAGAAUCUCAACCAGAUUUGCACUACAACUCACAUGGUUCGUCCGCUCCUACUCCUCGUCCUUCAUCUUUGUCGCUCUCACAUAGGCUGCAGCAAUCCCCAUACACUCUGAAUGCGCAUCAUCCUCCAUCCACACCUUCCCAUCAGCAGCCAGUCCCUCCAGAAUAUAUAUCGUCACCAUCUAAUUUAAACUCACACGGGGACCAUCUUCCAGGUGCCGCUCCCAUAGUCAGAGGGAUGAGUGCAGUAUACAUGGAAGAAAGGCAAGGAAAGGACUCGCCAAUAGGAGUUAAUGUGAAUCGCGGAAGCAGCAAUGGCGGUGUUGGUGCACGACAUGGAAAUAUAAAGUCAAGUUUUGAUAUUCCCACUACUCCUCUAUCUGGUCGAUUCGGCCUUGCCGUGUCACAAUCCCCAGCCACUUCAAUUGACAAUCCACAAAAGCGUCCGCCUAUUGACGAUUCUGAUCCGUUUAUCCAAGAGCUGAAACGCCUGAGAACUGAAGAGAUAAAGCAUGUGAAUGAUCUGUGCCGACUUGAACUGGAGUUGUCCCGUGUUAAUGGAGAUGUUGAUCGGUUUGAAAAGCAGUUGGUGGUUAUACAGGCUGAAUUACAAGAACACGAAAAGUCGAUGACCAAUAUGCGAGUAGCGGUUGUUUGAAAUACCCAUUCAUAUGUAAUAGAUUCCAGAUGGUUUAAUAAAUUCGAAUAAAGUAUUUAUCUG
Batrachochytrium dendrobatidis JAM81 is the source of this 1908-nucleotide messenger RNA. RefSeq lists its product as uncharacterized. The record is from RefSeq and is a predicted model, not a curated record. The coding region runs from base 1 to 1845 and encodes 614 amino acids. Lineage: Eukaryota; Fungi; Chytridiomycota; Chytridiomycetes; Rhizophydiales. The transcript is spliced from 2 exons.